Messenger RNA from Xyrichtys novacula (pearly razorfish), 2298 nucleotides. Lineage: Eukaryota; Metazoa; Chordata; Actinopteri; Labriformes; Labridae. The record is from the annotation of a GenBank genome assembly.
GCAGAAAUGAAACUACUGCGCAACACUUGUGUGGAAGAGAACCUCCGUCUCAUACAAGAAUAUUCGGCUGAAUGAAUAUUUACAUUACCUGAUACAAAAACAACAAAACUUCAAGAGGACACUCAGGACUUGAUACAGCAGCGAAAUAAUUUCUGCACUUCCUGUUUGAAAACAUGUCGGACAGUCUGGACAAGAACCCUCAAGUCAUCCUCUGUGACAUGUGUAUAGGGGAGGACAGAAAACCAGCUCGGAAGACCUGCAUGAAAUGUGAGAUUUCCAUGUGCGUGCAGCACCUCCAGGCCCACCUGACCACUCCGGUGUUACUGCAGACUCAUCCUCUGACUGCGCCUAUAGCCUCAGGGGAUGGGGGCGUAGUCGGGACCACUAAGUGCCCCCAACACGGAAAAGUCUUGGAGUACUACUGCUUGGAUGACCUAAUCUGUGUGUGUGUUUCCUGCGCCAUAGAGGACCAGCACCGCCUACACAAUAUGAAGACUUUUCCCACAGCACAAAAAGAGCUUCUAGAAAAAGUCACAGCUGAGCAGCAGUCCUUACAGCUUAAAACUUAUGGUAAAAAUGUCAGUUUGGAGAAGUGGGAGAAGAAGGAGAGGGAGAAGCUGGGUCGCUCCAGUGUUCGACUCAUUAAAGCUGUUACUAAUCUGCGUGACCUUGCACUGACCAGUGUCCAGAGUUCAGUCUCUGCUCGUAUGGUGUCUAUGAAAACUAGUUUGACCAGCUUGCAAACAGCAAAGACUGAGGAGGACACUGUCAGAUUCCUGCAGAUGUAUUCUCAGGUGCAUCAGGAUUUGGAAAAGGCCAAUGCUGUGGAUUUAAGAAAAGGGUUAGAACCUGGUGGUGACUGUGACAAAUUGGUUGAAGAGAUAAAAGAGAGAGGUGAGAAAAUGAUGGAGCAGGCCAGUCACUUCUGGGGAUCCCUGUUGACUCAUGUUGACCCAGAGAACCACCAGGAGCUUAGGGCACUCAGUGCUGACCUUUGUUUUAAACCUCAGUUUUUCAGUCCGGGGAUGUUACUCUCUGAAGAUGACAGGAAGGUCUUCAGCAGCAGCCAGCUGGGGAAAGGCAUAUUACACAUUCAGCGUACAAAGUCCUCUGAUUCCUCGAAGAUUUGCAGAUGGGGGAUCACUCUCUCCAAGGACUGUGACUGGGCUGUUGGUUUAUCCGACCAGAAUUAUACCAAAGAGUUAAAAGAUAGAGACGUCUACGGACUGUGUUGGAUAGGAAACCAGCUCAGCUCUCUCAAAAUAGAGCAGUUAUCUGGGGAGCAACAAACCAAAAGGCCCAGACAUGAUUCAGAGCAAAGGGUUUCUCUUCAGACGAUCGACCCUCUUGAUGAAGAUGUGGGGAAACAAACAGCCCACCCAGAAAUAGUGGAAGUGGAAUGGAGCUCUCCUGACGUGUUGUCCUUCUACAAUCUGACCAGCCAGCACCAGAGAAGAAAAAUAGUCACAAUACCAAUCACCUCCACUAAGCAGGACCUUACUCCUUUUGUUUACGUGGAAUUAGAGGAGUCAAGCUAUACUUCUGUAGACGCUUAUGGAGGUCCAUCUCUGUUUUCAAGGACUCAACGAGGGCAGCGCUGGAGGUGCUCUUGUGAGAAGGUUUAUCCUUGGAACCCAAAUUCAUACUUCUACAGAGCUGGCUUUGGUCACAUGGCUCAGCAGUCCACUUGUUCUUGUGGGGAGCAUAUUGGUGUCCAACGCGUCACAGAGGUGCUUUGUGAACUUCUCUAAUGAGCAGUCAUGGUGUUAUUUGUGGCUCACAUUAACAAAAAAAAACCCCACGCAAAUAAGUGCUUAGUCUUCAUUUCUAUAAUAAGGUUUAAAAAAAAAAUCUACCAGGGCUUCCCAGAAGUAUUACUUCAUCGUUGACCUGCUUUCAUUUCCUUAUGACUAAUAAGUGCAGCACUAUAAAUAUGACUGUGAUCAACUGUGCCUUGUAAUUGUGAGAGAGAAACAUAAAAUCAAUCUUUGUAGUUUUAGCCUUUGAAUUAAAAUGUAGUUUUCUUAUCAUGUCAUUAUUAACUAUCUUCACCUUUUUUUAAAGUUCAUUUUGUUAUUUUGAUUUCGGAUUUGCUUGGUUUUUUUUUUUCCUGUGUUCUGUCAGGCGUCCAGCUCAAGGUCUUGUUCGCCAUCUAGUGGUUUAAAGUGUCAUUGCAGCCUCGUAGUAGAGCUUCCGAGCAAUUCCAUGCAAUUGAGUGAGACCUGAAAUAAGCACUUGCUGACUUUUGUACCAUGCAUGCAUAGUGAACACUGGUUUAAAAUAAAAAAAGGAAAGCAA